AUGUCUGAGGCCAUCUAUGCUGUGCCAGAUAUGACCAAGAAGGUCAAGUUUGACAGAGAGCAAGACCAGCUACAGACCAGUUACAACACCCUGGCUAAAGAGAGAGACCAGCUACAGACCAGUUACAACACCCUGACUAAAGAGAGAGGCCAGCUACAGACCAGUUACAACACCCUGACUAAAGAGAGAGACCAGCUACAGACCAGUUACAACACCCUGACUAAAGAGAGAGGCCAGCUACAAACCAAACAAACCUGUCCUAAAGGCUGGCAGAAGUUUGAAUCCAGUUGGUACUUCCUGUCUACUGAGACUAAAACCUGGAGGGAGAGCAGACAGGACUGUUUGGAGAGAGGAGCAGACCUGGUCAUCGUAAACAGUGAUAAGGAACAGAGUGGCCAGUCUAACUGUCGUUUCUACUGCAGGUAUUGGAGGAGUGGAGAGUCUAAUGGUGGUGGAGUGGAGAACUUGUGUAUCUCCUCAGGACCUGAGGAUUCAGGGAGAAGACUCUACAGGAUGGUUGCUGUGAGUUUUGGGAUGCUGUGUGUUCUACAAGUCACGCUCAACAUCUCUCUGAGACUAGUCUAUAACAGAGGCAUGGGAGAUAAAACCAAUGUGACUGCAGAGAAAGACCAGCUACAGACCAGUUACAACACCCUGACUAAAGAGAAAGACCAGCUACAGACCAGUUACAACACCCUGACUAAAGAGAAAGGCCAGCUACAGACCAGUUACAACACCCUGGCUAAAGAGAAAGGCCAGCUACAGACCAGUUACAACACCCUGGCUAAAGAGAAAGGCCAGCUACAGACCAGUUACAACACUCUGGUUGAAGAGAAAAUCCAGCUACAGACCAGUUACAACACCCUGGCUAAAGAGAAAGGCCAGCUACAGACCAGUUACAACACCCUGGCUAAAGAGAAAGGCCAGCUACAGACCAGUUACAACACCCUGGUUGAAGAGAAAAUCCAGCUACAGACCACCCUGACUGAAGAGAGAGACCAACAAAAGAGGGAGAACAAUGAUCUCAUGGCAAAGUUCUCUAAUCUGAAACAAACCUGUCCUAAAGGCUGGCAGAAGUUUGAAUCCAGUUGGUACUUCAUCUCUACUGAGACUAAAACCUGGAGGGAGAGUAGCCAGGACUGUCAGGAGAGAGGAGCAGACCUGGUCAUCAUAAACAGUGAUAAGGAACAGGAGUUUCUCUUUGGCCUCAAUAAGAGAGCCUGGAUUGGUCUGAUUGACUCUGUUAAUGAG
Molecule: messenger RNA, 1251 nt
Organism: Coregonus clupeaformis (lake whitefish)
Lineage: Eukaryota; Metazoa; Chordata; Actinopteri; Salmoniformes; Salmonidae
Product: C-type lectin domain family 4 member M-like
Exons: 9
Source: RefSeq, a predicted model, not a curated record